This is a messenger RNA of Cucumis melo (muskmelon), 3895 nucleotides long. RefSeq names its product transcription initiation factor TFIID subunit 4b. Gene Ontology annotation, molecular function: DNA binding; RNA polymerase II general transcription initiation factor activity; protein heterodimerization activity. The transcript is spliced from 15 exons. Bases 316 to 3015 code for a protein of 899 amino acids. The record is from RefSeq and is a predicted model, not a curated record. Gene Ontology annotation, cellular component: transcription factor TFIID complex. Gene Ontology annotation, biological process: transcription initiation at RNA polymerase II promoter. NCBI's taxonomy places the organism in Eukaryota, Viridiplantae, Streptophyta, Magnoliopsida, Cucurbitales, Cucurbitaceae.
AAUCGCUCCCUUCAGCGAUCUUUUACAAUCUCCGUACGACCUCUGCUGAGUUUCUCUUGGCGCUCGCCGGCCAGCUCUCUCUGAUCACCCCUCAUUCGCUUCCUAGCGACGGAAUAUCUGAUCGGAAAGGAGCAAUUUUCAUGAUUACCCAACCAAGAUCAGCUCACACCGACUCUAAAUUGAAUUGAAUUCCAGUUUUCUUCUCUAUCAAAUUCAGAAGAAUCUCUCAAUUCCCUAAAUUCUUUCUUAGAGCCUCAGACUUUGAAAGAAGUAGCAAGGUGAAGUGGCUCAGGUUGAUUGCACAUUUAGCUUGUUAUGGACCCAUCUAUUAUGAAGCUUCUGGAGGAUGACGAGGAUGAAUCAAUGCAUUCAGGUGCAGCUGUGGAUGCUUUUCAGGCUGCCUUGAAUAGAGACAUAGAAGGCGACGCUCAGGCUGUUUCCCAGACUUCUGAAUCUGAUGCAGCCUUCCCUCAGGGGAAUAACAAUGGUUCUUCUACCCUCUCGUUACAAGCUUCUAGUCAAAGUGAAAAUACUGAAUCUCAUGUGCAACAAAAUCAAAAUUUUCGUUUAAAGCAAGAACAACAUUCAUCUCUUAUGGAGCUAGACCGAUCAGUACCUGAAAAUCAGCAGCAACACAGUUCUGCCCCCUUUCAAGUUUCAAAGAAUCAACCCCAAGCAGAUCGUGAGCAAGGGGAGGGAGAACAAGUUUCUGCUCAGUUUUCUCAAACAGCAGGGCUGCAAGUUUCUGAAAAAGCUCCAAUCCUUGUGAAUGACUCAAACAGAAUGCAGAAUCGGGACAAUGAAUCUCAAUACUUGAAGUUACAAAAGAUGAGUAAUCAGCAGUCGAUAGUUGCAGAACAGGCAAAUAACCCUCUAAACCGUAGCAAACAGGUUCCUUUUGCCUCUUUGAUGCCUGUAUUGAUGCCUCAGCUUGAUAAAGACAGGGGCAUGCAGCUUCAGACUUUAUUUAACAGAUUGAAGAGGAAUGAAAUGAACAAAGAUGAUUUUAUCCGGCUCAUGCGGGGCGUUGUGGGCGAUCAGAUGCUCAGAUUAGCAGUUUGUCAAGUACAAUCACAGCCUCCUCCUUCAGUAAGGCAACUUUCUCCUAGAAUGCCAUCUAUGGGUUCUGGGACACCAAAUUUCUCUGAUCCCCGACCAUUUACACAACUUCAUCCGAAAGGCAUGAAUCCUCCUGCAGUUCAAUCAUACAUCCCCUCUCCAGCAUCCCAAGGGCGGAGUAGUUCAGGCUAUCCUGCCAUGGAAAAGAAUAUGCAAUCUUUACGAGAAGUAGAACAGCGACCUGAUGGUAAUGGAAAUCAAAUAACUUCAUCCAGUACAAGCACCAUCCAAGAUAGGGAACGCUCCUCAGUUUCUGUUCCUGGACUUGAGAAGCAGCAGUUACACUUUCAACAGAAAUCUUUUCCCAUGUAUGGAAACAGUGGUAAUUAUCACACAUAUACCGGUUCAAACAUAAAUGCCUCUUCAUUGUCUCUUAAACCCCAACCUCAUGAGGGUCAAGUGAAGCAGAUUUCGCAGCAGGCUUCCAAUUUUGACAGGCAAGUUACAAUUAAUGAUUCCAAGCGAGUCCAGGGUGGAAGUGUUCCACACUUACAUAAUAACUUAACUUCACAGCAAAAUCCAUGGAAAUCAUCAACAAGUAAAGAGCAGAACAUAAUGAGUUAUGUUAAACAAGAACCUUCUGAUCAGGUUUCUGAGCAGAACAAAACCCAACAUUCAAAUUUGCAGGGCUUGUCUUCUAUUCCUAGCAUGCAGGCUGAACAUGUUAACACAACCCCUGGGAUAGCAAAGGACCCUUUUGACAAACAAACUUCUAAAAUGGGUUUUCCUACAUCAAACAACGUUGUGCCUCCAACAUCAACCAAUGCCGCAAAUUCAAUUUCUUCUGAUUCAAGUUCUCAACAAGAGACCAAUGCUGUGUUGAACUCUCAGGUUCCUUCUGCUACUACUCCUGGAAUGCAAAAUAGGGCACCACAAAAAAAGGCAGCCGUGGGCCAAAAGAAGCCUCUUGAAGCACUUGGCUCUUCCCCACCCCUAUCAAGUAAGAAGCAAAAAGUAUCUGGAGCAUUUGCGGAUCAAAGCAUUGAACAACUUAAUGAUGUCACUGCAGUCAGUGGAGUUAAUAUUCGGGAAGAAGAAGAGCAACUAUUUUCUAGUGCAAAGGAGGAUAGUCGAGCUUCUGAAGCAUCACGGAGGGUUGUACAAGAAGAAGAAGAGAGGCUUCUAUUGCAGAAAGCCCCAUUGCAGAAGAAGCUAGUGGAAAUCAUGGCCAAAUGUGGUUUGAAGGGCAUGAGCAAUGACGUUGAGAAAUGUCUCUCAUUGUGUGUGGAGGAAAGAUUACGAGGGGUUAUUAGUAAUCUAAUCAGGCUGUCAAAGCAGCGAGUGGAUGCGGAAAAACCAAGGCAUCGAACUGUUAUUACUUCAGAUGUUCGGCAACAAAUUACGUUAGUUAACCAAAAGGCCAGAGAAGAAUGGGAGAAGAAACAGGCAGAAGAAGAAAAACUCAGAAAGCUUAAUGAUCCUGAGGAUGGUUCAGGUGUUGCUGGUGACAAGGAUAAAGAUGAAGGUCGAAUGAAAUCACUUAAGGUAAACAAAGAGGAGGAUGAUAAAAUGCGGACAACAGCAGCAAAUGUUGCUGCCCGUGCUGCUGUUGGAGGAGAUGACAUGCUAUCAAAAUGGCAGCUUAUGGCUGAGCAGGCGCGACAGAAACGUGAAGGUGGAAUGGAUUCAGCUUCUAGUUCUCAGGCAGGGAAAGAUGCUGUCCGUAAGUCUUCUUCAGCAGCAGGAAGACACGGGAAGGACAACCUAGAAGGUGAAAGAAAAGGAACUUCCAGGAAAUUUGGAAGGAAUCAAACUAAUGCAACUCAAACUAAGGUGGCUCGUAGCAUUUCUGUUAAAGAUGUCAUUGCUGUGCUGCAAAGGGAACCCCAGAUGUCCAGAUCGACCACGAUAUAUCGUUUGUUUAACAGAGUUCAUCCCCAAGCAACUGGUGAAUAGAAUUGGCUAUGAACAAUGGUAAAACUAACAUCCCUACAGACGCGCACUUGUUGGGGGGCUGUCUUUCUGAAUUAAAGGUAUUCAUUUAUGAUAAAUUGCAUAGUUUUGGGAAUAUAGCUCAAGUUGGUAGCUGCUGCUAUAACUUUCAUGAAAGGAUUUUCUCAAGACCUUGUACAAAGUAGAGAGGCUCUUGUCCGGACUUUGUAUAAACUUUGUGUAUGUUUGAAAUGAAAGUACUUUAUUCAAGGGUCUUUUUGGGAACGCAGAAAGCAAAAAGAGUUUUAUCUUUGCUGAUAUGUUGAGUAGUCCUUUAGUGGAACUGAUCUGAUAAGAGAACCAAACCAAAUUGCUAGAUGACAUACUAUAACCGAACCCCCUCAAAUUCAAUUAUUGAUGUUUUAGUGAUGUGAUUUGUUAUUUGAUUCAACAUAGGCACACGUACUAGUCGGUGGUGAGUGGACCUGUAGCAUGAUCUAAAUACAUGAUGAACCAGAGAUGAAGGUUAAUAUCUCAAUAAGAUGUGCUCGUGCAGCUUCUCCAACGAAUGAGACCUUAAGGUUAGAAGCCAACUUCAAAGCCAUUUUAGUAUUAAUGCUCUCUGUCAGCGUGAAGUAUGUUUGGUCUGCCAAAUCCAGAUCUGACUGAAUAUAAUUGGUUUUCCUUGUAUGGAAAUUGGAACUGUCAACCAAAACCGGUUUCAAACUGAAUUGACGUUGGUUUAAGUAGUUGUUUUUGGGUUUUGAUUUCCCAUCGUUAGUCUAAGCUUCAAAAUGUAGGUUUUCUUCUGUAAUUAAACUCUUUCUUCUGUACAUUAGCGCCAACUGGAGUGAUAUUAUGUAAGUUGUUUAGUAGGUAAAUUAUUUUAUCAUAGUUUUACCCA